AUGAUCAAAAUAAAGGCCCAGUUUCUGCUUCAAGCAGCUUGGACUUCUGCAUUCUUUAUUAGCUCUCCAGAUUAUUCUGAUGAAAUACCAGUGUUCGUGUCUUAUCUCUCCCAGUCAAGUGCCUUAGGCACUACUGGUUUUGAAAUCUUUGAAGUAAAUAGCCUUGAGAAACUUUGCAUUCAUUUUAGCAAUGAAAAAUUACACUUCUUCAAUCAGCACAUGUUUGUUCUGGAUCAAGAAGAAUAUAGGAAGGAAGGCAUUGAUUGGGUGUCCAUUGACUUCGGUCUGAAUUUGCAAGCCUGCCUAUAGCUCAUUAAGAAGCCAAUAGGCAUCAUUUCCAUCUUAGACGAAUGUAUGUUCUCUAAGGCUACAUAUGGGACUUUCAAGACCAAACUCUUUGACAACCAUUUUGGAUAGUGUUCAUCACAGAAACACAAACCAGAUAAGAGGAGGGAAUAUGAAACUCACUUUGAACUUGUCCAUUAUGUAGGCAUGAUGCCUUAUAACAUCACUGGUUGGCCUGAAAAUAACAAAGACACUCCUAUUGAAACAGUGGUGGCUGUAUUUCAGAAGUCUUCCAACAGAUUCCUGGUGCACAUUUUUGAGAAUUACAUCAAUACGAACAGUGAGUCACUUCUUUUGAUCCAGUAGAACAUAAGAGCUUUCUUAGCUGUGAAGAACUGCUGGAUGAGGCUCUUCUUCAAGAUCAAGCCUCUUGUUAAGUCUGCCAGAGUGAGAAAGGAGACAGUCUGACUGAAAGAAGAGUGUGUGCAACUGUGGGAAGCUUUGGAGAAAUCAGAAUCUCAGAGGAGACUGAAAGCAAAGCAAGUGUCCCUCAUCUGGGAAAAGAAUAUUCUGCUUCUUCAGUGACAAGCUGAGCAAGAGACCCUGGCAAAUACUGAAGAGCAAAGCACAUAGAUGAUUAAAUCCAAGAUCCAGCUGGAGGCCAGCAAGGAGCUGUCUGAGCCGGUGGAGGAAGAAGAGGAGAUAAAUUCUGAGCUGACUGCCAGGGGGUGGAAACUGGAAGAUGAAUGCUCUGAUUUGAAGAAAGAAAUCAAUGACCUGGAAACAAUAUUGGCGAAGUGAGAGAAGGAGAAGCGUGCUACAGACUCUAUCAUUGAUUUGGAAUUUGACCUUGAUGGUGUUAGUUUAAUUCCAGUUAAUGACUUUAGUUUUUUGAUUCUUCUAGGAAAGAAAAGAGAGAACAGCUGUGAAAGGGAAAAGUGCAAACUGGAGGGUGAUUUGAAGCUGAACCAGGAAAGUAUGGAGAACUUGGCAAGCAGCCAGCUGCAACUAGCUCAAAAGCUGAGGAGCUUUAUUUCCUUCUUCCCAUUAGGGGUUUUCCAGUUAUUUGGAAUAGACCAAACAAGAAGGGAAAACAGUGAGAAAAGAAUUAGAAACGAGUCAGAUGAGUUCAAAAUGGCAAAUGAGGCAGACCUAGUGGCUCAUCUACAGAUAGAGCUAAAGACUCAGAUACAAUAUUUGAAAGAAGAACUAGAAGCUGAAAGGACCACUCAAGCCAAGGUGGAAAGUGAGAGAGCUGACCUCACUCUAGAUAUAGAGUACUUGAAUGAGACUGAAGAGGCAGGAAGGCCCAGCUUGUCUCAUCUGGACAUAAAUAAGAAAUAAGAAACAGAAUUCCAGAAGCUUCACCAAGCCAUAGAAGAGGCCACACAGCACUUUGAGGCAACUUCUGCCUCUUUGAAGAAGAAACAUGUAGACAGCCUGCCUGAGCCUGAGGCCCAGAAACAAAAUCUAUAGUGGAUCAAGAAGAAACUGGAAAAAAGCAAAAGUGAUUUGCAGCUAGAAGUGGAUGACCUCCUGAAGCUUAUUGAGCAGAUGACCAGAGCUAAGGCUAAUGAUAAGAAGCUAUGUACACUAUAUGAAGAGUACUUGAAUGAAGCAAAUGCAAAACUGGAUAAAGUAACUCAGUUGGCAAAUGAGAAAACAACCCAGACUAAGACAUUCUGUUCUUCUAAAAAUGGGCAAUUCAUAAGGAGACUGGAAGAAAAGGAAGGUGUUCUGAUAAACCUGCUUUCUAGGGAAAAUAGCCAUUUCGCUUCGCAGAUUGAAGAUCUAGGAUGGUAACUGGAAGAGGAGACCAAAUCACAGGGUGCCCUGGCCCAUGUCCUGCAGUCAGCCAGGCAUGACUGUGACCUGUUGCAAGAGCAGUACAAGGAAGAACAGAAGUCCAAGGCUGAGCUGCAUGCUCUAUUCACAGGCAAUGCUGAAACGCCACCCUGGAAUAGGAGCAGCCAGCAGCACUCAGACAAGGCUCUUACUGACUGGAAGCAGAAGCAUGAGGAGUCUCAGGUGUUGCUGGACACCACUCAGGAGGCCAAGGCUCUCAACAGUGAACUCCUCAAGCUCAAGCACACCUAUGAGGAGAGCACUGUGAGCCAGAAGAUGCUUAAGAAAUACAAGAACCUCCAAGCUCCAAUUUCACUCUCUGGAGCUCUAGAAGGUAAUGAAAGCAAGAUUCUUUGUUUCCAUCUUGAACUCUUGAAAGCUAAACCAGAACUUGAAAGAAAGUCUUCUAAGAACGAUAAAGAAAUAGAAAAAUUUAGGAAGAACCAGCAGUGUGCUAUUGACUCCCCGCCGUUUUGUCUGGAUUCUGAAACUAAGAGCAGAAUUAAUAUUAUACGACUGAAGAAUAGAAGGCCCCUCAACAAGGUAGAACUCCAGCUUAGCUGAGCUCACUGGCAGAUAUCAGAGGCAACCAGUGCCCUGGCACGGGUUUGGAUUCAAAUCAAGAACCUUCAAGCACAGUUAGGUGACCACCCACACCUAACCAAUGAUCUGAAGGAGCAGGUGGCUGUAGCUGAGUGGUGCAACUCUCUUCUCUACUUUGAACUAGAGGAACCAAGGGUCUUGCAAGAGCAGACUGAACAUGGAUGCAGGCUGGUUGAAGAAGAGCUCCUGAAAGCCAUGGAAAGAAUUGACCUCUUUUUUCCGCAGAACACAAGCUUCCUCAGCCAGAAGAAGAAACUAAUAGUUGAUGUUGCUGACUGCAAGAAAAGAAAAGCCAAAGUGGUGGUGCAGGGUUGUCAACAUGCAGAAGGACAAGAAGGUAGCCACCAAGCAGCAAACAUGGCAGAAAAAUCGAAGGAGGAGCAAAUCACCAAUGCCCUGGAAAGGAUGAGAAAGUAUAUGCAACAGGCAAUCAAAGACUUACAAAAAAGGCUGGAGGAAGCUGAGGAAACUUCCUUGAAGGGAGGGAGAAAGCAGGUCCAGAAACUAGAAUCCGGGGUAAGAGAGCUGGAAGGUGAACUGGAGGGCAAAGUCUUGCACAGUGUGGAGGUCCAGCGGGGAGCCCACAGAUUUAAGCGAUGAUGCAUCAAAGAGUUGACCUAUCUGGCAGAGGGGAACAAGAAAAACCUGAACAGGAUGUGGAUUCUUAAGUAUAAACUUCAGCUAGAAGUGCUAAGUUAUAAGCAGCAAGUAGAGGCAGUGGAAGCACAAGCCAAUCAAUAUCUUUCCAAGUAUAAGAAGCAGCAACACCAGCUGAACGAAGCUAAAGAAAGUGCAGAGAUAGCAGAAUCUCAAGUCAAUAAACUCAAGAUUAAAGCAAAAGAGUUUCAAAGAAAAAUACGGCAGAUACUCAAUUCUGCUCUAAGCCUUAAAGCAUGUAAUAUGAAGUAUUAA
Molecule: messenger RNA, 3645 nt
Organism: Orycteropus afer afer
Lineage: Eukaryota; Metazoa; Chordata; Mammalia; Tubulidentata; Orycteropodidae
Source: RefSeq, a predicted model, not a curated record